Molecule: messenger RNA, 1355 nt
Organism: Siniperca chuatsi (mandarin fish)
Lineage: Eukaryota; Metazoa; Chordata; Actinopteri; Centrarchiformes; Sinipercidae
Gene: cmc2
Product: C-x(9)-C motif containing 2
Exons: 5
Coding region: 358-621 (87 amino acids)
Cellular component (GO): mitochondrion
Source: RefSeq, a predicted model, not a curated record
GUCACUCAAUAUUGUCAAACAGUUACGAAGCUUCAAGCGUUAUAGUAGGCAACAUGUCCUACAGGUCCGUGCUGUUUUUGUAGGUUAUAUUGAUGUCAGUUCAAGACCAGCAGAUUUAGUCAAAACUGUAGCGGCAUUAUAGUAACCUGUGUUGUUAUUCUACGGGGAGAAAGACGAAACCUUCAGUAGCUCUUAAGUGGCUGCAGGGAUUUAUGCUGUGUUAGAAACAAUUAACGUUAGCUGAGGCCUAGCAGUUAGCUAACGUGACAUUUCACCGAGGUUUGCUGGAAAACUUCUCAGAUGACACAACUUCUCCACUGGUAAGUGACCACUGGAAAAACAAACUCCAUCAUCCAAAUGACAGCUCAGGAAGGAGAGGGAUGGGGAGGCAUUAAUCUGUCACCUCACCUGCACACAGACGAGUGUAAUGAACUUAUAACUCGUCUGAGGCAGUGCCACACGGAGCACAAUGUCCUGAAGUUCUUUGGCACGUGUAAUGAUGUGGACCGCGCCAUGCGUCAUUGCCUGAAGAAAGAGAGAUUGGAAAAGCGGGAGCGCAGUAAGCAGCAUGCACAAGAGAUGAAAAAGCGGCUGAGAGAAGGGCCCAAGGAGCAGUUCUGAAGGACAAUUUACUGCAACUUAAAAGUAUUCAGAUAUUGGGACAUUGGCCUCCCUUACUGUUUUUAUGUCAAGACAGACUUAGAACUUCUGUCUCUUCUCAAACUAAUUCAAAUUCAGAGGAGUGUGCGUUGUAUUAGACGCUGUUAUCACUAUAUAUUAUUGUUAUUACUAUUAUUUUGAUAUUAGUUGAGAGAAACACGAGUAAGAAGUAAGGUUAUUUAAAUGUUGGGAUCAUAAAGCAGCAAUGCCAUGGUGAAGAUGCACACCUUACUCUAACUCUCCUAACACACUUUUGACUUUUUAUCAUCUGCAUUGACUAAAUUUUGCAGUGGUACCAGAACAUUUUAGGUCAACAUAAAAACAACAGCAUCUAGUACUUUGGAUUAAAGAUUGCUGUUGGGGAUCAUCAUUUAUUUCCUCUCUGUUAGCAGUACACUCCAGCUCCAUCAAAGAGAUUAGUGUAGCUGGUGGCAGAACCCUUUCAUCAAAACCAUUAUUUUAGUCUGCAGGACUCCUCACGAAUAUUCUGGUACCUGAUUUAUUCAUGAAAACAGGGAGAGUCCAUUUCAGGCCAUCAGAGAUGCAUGUAAAACAGGAUGGCCAGUAGCUGGGUUACUCUUAGUGUGAACAUACAUAUUGAACAUAGGCAUUGUUUAAAAGUUUAUUUGAAUGGGGAAUCAUAUUGAUUCGUUACAAGUUUAAUUUCUUUCAAAUAAAGUGAAAUUAUCAGUUUA